GCGCGCGCCGCUACCCCGAGCGGCGCCUCGCCCUCAGACCCGUCUGCGGCCCCGGGUCCUGAGUACGCAGGCCCCUGCCGCCGCCAUGCGUGUGCUGAACGUGGCCGAGAAGAACGACGCGGCCAAGAGUCUGGCUGGCCUGAUGUCCGGAGGCCAGGCGCGUCGGCGUGAGGGCCUGUCCAAGUUCAACAAGAUCUACGAGUUCGAGUACGAGCUGCAGGGCCAGCGGUGCGAGAUGACGAUGACGUCCGUCUCAGGCCACCUGCUCAACUACGAGUUCCCCGCCAGCUACAGGAAGUGGAUGAGCUGCAGCCCAGUCGCGCUCUUCGACUGCCCGGUGGUGAAGCAGUGCUUGCAGGACUACGAGCCCAUCAAGAAAACCCUCGAGCGGGAGGCGCGCCGCUGUCAGUUGCUGGUGAUCUGGACCGACUGUGACAGAGGCGAAAACAUCGGCUUCGAGGUGGUGGACGUGUGCCGCGCCGCCAGGCCCGGUCUGCGCGUGCUCAGGGCGCGCUUCUCGGAGAUCACGGCCGCCUCGGUGCGUCGGGCGGUGGCCAACCUGCAGCAGCCGGACGCGCGCGCCAGCGCCGCCGUCGACGUACGGCAGCAGCUGGACCUGCGCAUCGGCGCCGCAUUCACCCGGUUCCAGACACUGCGCCUAAAGCAGGUGUUCCCGGCCAGCCUGGCCGACCGGCUCAUCAGCUACGGCUCGUGCCAGUUCCCCACGCUGGGGUUCGUGGUGGAGCGCUACAAGGCCAUCCAGAGCUUCAUUCCGGAGCAGUUCUGGAAGAUCCGAGUGGUCCACCAGGUGGAGGGGAGGUCGGUGGAGUUCAACUGGAAACGCGUGCGGCUGUUUGACCAGCUCUGCUGCCAGGUGCUGUUCGAGAAGUGCUGCGAGAGCAGCACGGCCACCGUCACCGCCGUCCAGUCCAAGCCCAAGUCCAAGUGGCGCCCGCUGCCUCUCGACACAGUGGAGCUGGAGAAGCUGGCGUCGCGGAAGCUGCGCAUCUCGGCGAAGGAGACGAUGAAGCUGGCUGAGAAGCUGUACACGCAGGGCUUCCUCUCUUACCCGCGCACGGAGACCAACAUCUUCCCCAAGGAGCUGAACCUGGUGCCGCUGGUGCAGCAGCAGGUCAACGACCCCAACUGGGGAGGGUUCGCCGCUCGGCUGUUGGAGACCGGCGUCAACCCGCGCCAGGGCAAGAAGACGGACAACGCCCAUCCGCCUAUCCACCCGACCAAGGCGGCGCCGGGCCUGACCGGCAACGAGCAACGCCUGUACGAGUUUGUGGUGCGGCACUUCUUGGCCUGCCUGUCUGCCGACGCCCAGGGUCAGGAGACGCUGGUAGAGGCCGACGUCGCUGGAGAGAAGUUCUCCGCCAACGGGCUGGCGAUCACCGCGCGCAACUACCUGGACGUGUACCCGUACGACAAGUGGUCGGACAAGGAGCUGCCGGUGUACAGGCGGGGUGACCAGUUCGCGGCCGAGCUGUCGAUGCCUGUGGGCGAGACGUCGCCGCCGUCGCUGCUGACCGAGGCUGACCUGAUCGCGCUGAUGGACAAGCACGGCAUCGGCACGGACGCAACGCAUGCCGACCACAUAGAGACGAUCAAGUCGCGGCUGUACGUCGGACUCGAGGACAACAAGUUCACGCCGGGCACGCUGGGCAUGGGCCUGGUGGAGGGCUACGACAGCAUGGGCUUCCAGAUGUCCAAGCCCAACCUGCGCGCCGAGCUGGAGGCCGACCUUAAGCGGAUCUGUGAAGGCACGCGCGACCCGGACACCGUGCUGCGCGAGCAGAUCGACCGGUACCGGGGCGUCUUCGAGGAGGCCAUGAGACAGGCGCAGAAGCUGGACCAGGCCCUGUCGCCGUACCUGGGGGAGGCGCCGACGGCCGGCGCCGCGCCGGGUGUCGGCGUCGACCUGCAAGUGCCGGAGACGGUCUGUCAGUGCCCCGGCUGCGGCCAGCCCAUCAUCAUCAAGACGCGUCGCGAGGGCACCGGCUUCCUGCUCUCGUGCUCGGCCUUCCCGGCCUGCCGCGUGCACAUGUGGAUGCCGGCGACGGUGGAGGCGCUCGCGGCCGCCUACGCGCCCUACUACCCGCGCCGGCACACGGCCUGCGUCGGCGGCUGCGACGCCGAGUUCAUGGAGACGGUGGGGCUGCGGCCGCUGGCGGCGCCGGCGCCGGGCGCCGGUGCCAGUCAGCGGUCGGGAGACAGCGGAUACGGCAGCUCACUCACCCAAUCACGCACGUCGGUAACAUCCAACAGCCAGUCACGGCCGAGCGCCGCCACCAAUCAGCGGCCGGCGGCGACGCCCUUUAGCCAAUCACGUCCUGCGGGGACGUCUUCCAGCCAAUCACGUCUGGCCACCGCCGCUGCCAAUCAGAGACCGGCAGCGACACCCUUCAGCCAAUCACGUGCGACAGCAGCUCCGGCCAGCCAACUGCGUCCAUUUGCGGCGACCAAUCGGUGGCCGCCGCGUGCGGGAGGCCCCGCCCCGUCGGUCGGCGACGGCGAGAACGGCGCCGUGUGCGACUGCGGCCAGCCGGCGCUUCAGCUCACCGUCCGGAAGGAGGGGCCGAACAAAGGUCGACAGUUCUACAAGUGCGGCGCCGGCUCGGCGCCCGGCCAGGGCUGCAACUUCUUCCUGUGGGCGGACGACGGGCCCGCGGCGGCGGCGGCGGCGGCGCUGCCCGGCUCCUCGCCGCAUCUGCCCGGUACGCUGGAUGACGUCACGUGCAACUGCGGCCUGCCGCCCCGACGGUGCACGGUGCAGAAGGAGGGGCCCAACCGGGGCCGCGAGUUCCUCGGCUGCUCCAAGCCGCGCAGCGAGAGCUGCCGCUUCUUCCAGUGGUGUGACGAGCCGUCAUCGGCGCCGGCCGGCGGGCCGCAGGGCUUCAGCCAGGGCUGGGGCCGGGACCCCUCGCGGUCUCGCGGCACGUGUCUCUCCUCGCUCGGCGGCGCCUGUGGCCUGGACUCGAACUGGUGCUCGAACUCGAUGAACUGCUUCGACUCGAACUCGAACUGCUUCGACUCGAUGCUCGAACUGGAUUGA
Pollicipes pollicipes is the source of this 3058-nucleotide messenger RNA. RefSeq names its product topoisomerase 3-alpha (gene Top3alpha). Gene Ontology annotation, molecular function: DNA binding; zinc ion binding; DNA topoisomerase type I (single strand cut, ATP-independent) activity. Gene Ontology annotation, cellular component: nucleus; RecQ family helicase-topoisomerase III complex. Gene Ontology annotation, biological process: DNA topological change; DNA repair; DNA recombination. Lineage: Eukaryota; Metazoa; Arthropoda; Thecostraca; Pollicipedomorpha; Pollicipedidae. The record is from RefSeq and is a predicted model, not a curated record.